AUGGAAACAAAAGGCCGUAAGCCAUUCUUCCUCAAUUUCAAUAAAGUGCCAACACCAUUGAAGGUUUUUUGUGACAACAUCUCUGGUUCUCUCAAAUUCAGUGAUUCUCUCAACACUCUCAUAAGCUUGUUGGUACCAUACUUGGAAGAAUUCUCCUACUUGCUGGAACUCCCUGUGCUCAAUAAAGUCCCUUAUACUGGUAAAGAAGAAGAGCCUAAGUGGGAAGUCGUAGCUGCUGCCCUACACUUGCCAAGAUCAGAAAUUGAGAAGGUUUGGAUUAGUAAGAAAGAGUAUUCUGGAUUACCCUUUGAUUUCCUCUAUGAAAAAGCGGAGAUUUUGGCUAAAGCUUCAAGUAUGGAUGCCUUGGAAGCUGUGUUGUCUCUCUUAAUUUAUGGACAAGUCUUGUUUUUCCAUUAUGACAAAAUUGUUGAUGUGGAUGCUAUUAAUAUAUUCCUUAGCAAGAAUCCGGUUCCUACUCUACUUGGUGACUUGUUACAUUCUAUUCAUUUCCGAGUAUCAAAAAGGAAAGGUUGUGUCUUAGGAUGUGCUCCUCUAUUACAUAAGUGUUGUGGAGAAUUCCCUAAUAUACCUUUUCUUGGUGUUCGUGGAGGAAUAACUUAUAAUCCAAUUCUAGCUCGACAUCAGUUUGGCUUUGCCUUGAAGGAUAAACCGCGUUCUUUGUAUCUUAGUGCAGAAUAUUUUGACUAUGAUUCGGAUAAAGAAAAGAAGAGAGACCUCUUCAUCAAAGCUUGGUUGAAAGUGAAGAAAGUUGGUGCAAAAGAUAUAGGAAGGAGAAAUUACAUGCCAUGGGAUCUAUACUUCCAAUGGAUUUAUGAUCGAGUUAUGGAAUUUGGGAUGCCUUAUCCAUCUGAUACGCCCAUAGUUCCAAGAAUAGCUCCUCCUGCUGCCCCAGUUACAUUUGAGCCAUAUGUUCCUAGUCCAAAUGAAGAUCUGGUUGCAACUGUUAACCGACUAAAGAGGGAAAGGGAAGACUUUGAGAGACGCUUACUAAAAGCGGAAGCUGAAAAAGAAGUGUUGAUACAAAAUGCUACGGAGCAAGAGACUUUACUUGAUUACUUUUCUCGCAAAUGGAAGAUUGAAGAUUUUUUUAAUGUAACUUUUGUGAUUAUGACCUUACAAUUUAAUUAA
Messenger RNA from Vicia villosa (hairy vetch), 1149 nucleotides. RefSeq lists its product as uncharacterized. The record is from RefSeq and is a predicted model, not a curated record. Bases 1 to 1149 code for a protein of 382 amino acids. The transcript has 4 exons. Lineage: Eukaryota; Viridiplantae; Streptophyta; Magnoliopsida; Fabales; Fabaceae.